Molecule: messenger RNA, 2932 nt
Organism: Sinocyclocheilus rhinocerous
Lineage: Eukaryota; Metazoa; Chordata; Actinopteri; Cypriniformes; Cyprinidae
Gene: gabra5
Product: gamma-aminobutyric acid type A receptor subunit alpha5
Exons: 12
Coding region: 307-1692 (461 amino acids)
Biological process (GO): monoatomic ion transmembrane transport
Cellular component (GO): membrane
Molecular function (GO): extracellular ligand-gated monoatomic ion channel activity; GABA-A receptor activity
Source: RefSeq, a predicted model, not a curated record
AGAACGACUGGGAGGGGUUUCCCCUCAGUUUAACUCUUCGUUCAUGGAAAGCAAUAAAACGGAGUGAUGAAGAGGUCUUUGGGAUGCGGAAGAAAGGAAGGAAUGCUCUGCAGCGGUUCUUCAGUCACUGAAUCGUAAGAGAGUACGGCACAAUUAGCCUGUAUGGUUAAGACUGGAUAUAUCUGAAGAACAACGCAUCACACUACUGCUGUAAACUGAACGUUGCGGGAUUUUGCUCACUGCUUCAAAAGGAAUUCAUUGCAGUUAUUCAACGUGGAUCCACUGCACCAUUCAGGAAUUUAAGGUAUGGGAUAUGGACCACAUUGCAGCGCUAAAAUGAGAAGUCUGUGGGUCGGUGUUUUGUUCAUGACUUUCACCUGCCAUCUGAGCCUUUCUCAGACUACUACAGGGAUUCCUAAAGAGUCAGAGCUCAAUGAUAACAUCACAGUAUUCACACGAAUCCUGGAUGGAUUGCUGGAUGGCUACGAUAACAGACUGCGACCUGGGCUUGGAGAGAAAGUGACAGAAAUAAAAACCAACAUCUUUGUGACCAGCUUUGGACCAGUGUCAGAUACUGAGAUGGAAUACACCAUUGAUGUGUUUUUCCGUCAAAGCUGGAAGGAUGAACGUUUGUGUUUCAAGGGGCCGAUGGAGAUGCUACCUCUGAAUAACCUGCUGGCCAGUAAUAUCUGGACACCAGACACCUUUUUCCUUAAUGGCAAAAAAUCCAUUGCUCACAACAUGACAACGCCCAACAAGCUUCUGAGACUGAAGGAUGAUGGGACAUUGCUGUACACCAUGAGAUUGACCAUAUCAGCAGAGUGUCCCAUGCAGUUGGAGGAUUUCCCUAUGGAUACUCAUGCCUGCCCACUCAAAUUUGGCAGCUAUGCCUACCCUAUCUCAGAAGUGGUGUAUAAGUGGACUAAAGGUCCUGGCAUGUCUGUGGUAGUGGCAGAGGAAGGGUCACGUCUUAACCAAUACCAUCUGAUCGGCCACACUGUCGGUACGGAAGAUAUCAGCUCAAGCAGAGGUCAAUACACAGUCAUGAUGGCCCAUUUCUACCUGAAGAGGAAGAUCGGUUACUUUGUGAUUCAGACCUACAUGCCCUGUUUCAUGACUGUCAUUCUGUCCCAAGUCUCAUUCUGGCUCAACCGUGAAUCUGUCCCUGCCAGGACGGUCUUUGGUGUGACCACAGUGUUGACCAUGACCACCCUCAGCAUCAGCGCCCGCAACUCUCUGCCCAAAGUAGCAUAUGCCACUGCAAUGGAUUGGUUCAUCGCUGUUUGCUAUGCCUUUGUGUUCUCUGCGCUUAUUGAGUUUGCCACAGUCAACUACUUCACCAAACGCAGCUGGGCUUGGGAUGGAAAGAAGGCCUUGGAGGCUCAGCAGCCUAAAAAAAAAAAAGACCCACUGGCACUCUCCAAAAAGCCCAACAAUGCCUGUUCGUCUGGAGUUAACUUCACCCCCAACAUCACGAAGGAUGCUGCUAUCUCAACCAUCUCCAACAGCACCACUGUCCAGUUGAAAAGCGCCGAGACCAAGCCUGCAAUGGACCCCAAAAAGACCUACAACAGCGUCAGCAAAAUUGACAAGAUGUCCCGGAUUGUGUUCCCGGUCCUCUUUGGGACUUUCAACUUGGUCUACUGGGCCACAUAUCUCAACAGGGAACCGGUUAUUAAAGGAGCCGUUUAGCCCACACAAAAUCCCCGACACCACCGCGACAUUCCAUGCACAACCUCUUUUUCUUCUCCACUUCAGUAUUCAACGACAAGCUGACCCUGCAAAAAACGAUGCCGAGUACUUAUUUACUGCACCUCUCACUUCGCUAAUCUAUAAGAGGAGUGCUCCUGUUGAAGUUUCCUCCUGAUAUCAUAAAUUGCAUGAUCGAUUCAAAGCUCUAUGGGAAUAUAAUUGCCAUAUCUGCCUUGACUUCCUACUUUAUAUUUCCCUGGUUUCCACUGGUUAUCGCAUUCAUCUUUCAAUGAAUUGAGCGCCACACAAGCUACCAUUUCAGUCAUGAAGUUUCCAAGGGACUUGAACAAAAAUGAACGCAUUUGGCAUCAACAUUUAUCAUAGUAUAAAAAAAAAGAUUUAUGAAAAGAAGUACAGCAAGGCCAAAUGCUAUGCAAAAACCAUUUUCUACUAUGUUGCAAUGGGUAAUUGCUUAUAAUGAAACCCUUGCUUUGUAUUAAUGGACUUGAGGCUUCUCUUCUUUGUUUAAUAGCUUUAGCAUCAAUGAUAUAAGGCAGACAGAUGCUAUGCUAAGUUUUUAGCUAUGCUAAAAAUGUUGCCUUCAGAGGGAUUACUUCAUACGAGUGCUCGGGAAUGUCCCGAAAUUACUGAUUUCACUUUCGUUUGUCUUUUUUUCUAAGCUUUUUUGAAGUAGCUAAAUAGAAUUGCGCACCUUAGGCAGCUUUUCACACUUUAGACCAAGAUAUCCUGCAAGGUGAACAAGGUCGGGUUGCAGCUAAGACUUUCGAAUCAUUUGUACAUAGCUUGUGUAUGCUUUGCUUUUAACGUAGAUGCGGCUUAACGUUAGUGAGGAAGAGCUGAAAAUGGUUCUGAUACGCUACUCUAAUGUGCAGCCAAAGCGACAUGAAUGAUGGCGAAAACGCAGAUUGUAUUGUGAAAUAGUGUAGGCUUUGACAGAAUGUGGCAUUUCUUUACAGUCAGUAGUUUUUGACUUGGCUUUUCUUGCUGUUUACGCGACAGCCGUUUUCUUACUUUUCUCUGUGUUGUAAAUUGGUCAUUGGGUUUUGAGGUUGGAACGAGUUAGCAAAAGCCUUAAAUGUUGACACCUAGUGAUAUUUUCUUUGCGCUACCAUGUAGACUAAUGUGAAAUGAUCAGGUAAAAAGGUCUGAAAACAAAAUGAAAGAAACAUUUACAUUGAAUAAUUCAUACAUUUUUCAGAUUCUAAAAAAGAGAGAAAGG